Molecule: messenger RNA, 3269 nt
Organism: Python bivittatus (Burmese python)
Lineage: Eukaryota; Metazoa; Chordata; Lepidosauria; Squamata; Pythonidae
Source: RefSeq, a predicted model, not a curated record
CAAAAAGAGGAAGGAAGAAGAGGAACAGUGAGAAGGACACAGCCCGAACCUGCCGUUGCAGCAGCCAAAGUUGCCUUGUGAUUCAUUUGUUUUAAUCUGGGAACGCUCCAUUCCAGCUAGCCAUUCUGAAUCACAGCUUCCAGCUGGACUCAUUAGGAAUGACUCGUUGGCAGAAAAGUGAAAAGACGACUGGAGUGGCAAUAUACAAUUUCAAAGCUACACAAGUGCCCCAGAUAUCACUACAGAUUGGGGAUGUGGUCCAUAUAUUGGAAGACUAUGAAGAUUGGUACAGGGGAUACCUUGUCAGACAUAAAGAAACUGAGGGAAUAUUUCCAAAAUCUUUUAUCCACAUCAAAGAAAUUGCUGCUGAGAAGAAAAGAAAUGCAGAAAAUGUAAUACCUGCUGAGAUUCCAUUGGUACAGGAGGUUACCAGCACACUAUGGGAAUGGGGUAACAUCUGGAAACAACUGUAUGUGGCAAACAAAAAGGAACACUUCCGGCAGGUACAAGCAAUGAUGUGCGAGUUAAUGGAGUGGAGGUCACAGCUCCUCUCAGGGACAUUGCCCAAAGAUGAGCUCAAAGAACUAAAACAAAAGGUCACUUCCAAAAUUGAUUAUGGCAACAAGAUUCUUGAGCUGGACCUGAUUGUUAGAGAUGAAGAUGGCAAUAUUUUGGAUCCAGACAAAACCAGUGUCAUCAGCCUCUUCCAUGCGCAUACCGAAGCUACAAAAAAAAUCACAGAAAGAAUUAAAGAAGAAAUGUCAAACGAUGAGCCUGUUUAUGGAACCUUCUGCCGAAAUACUUCAUCCCCCACUCACAGCCUUUAUGUCUUUGUAAGGAAUUUUGUCUGUAAAAUAGGAGAAGAUGCUGAACUUUUCAUGUCCCUCUAUGAUCCCCAUAAGCAUAUGGUGAUAAGUGAAAAUUACUUGGUGAGAUGGGGGAGCAAAGGUUUUGUCAAAGAAAUUGACAAUUUCAACAAUCUGAAAGUGGUUUUCACUGAUCUUGGAAACAAAGAUCUUGGAAGAGACAGAAUUUAUUUGAUUUGUCAGAUCGUACGGAUUGGAAAAAUGGAUCUCAAAGACACUAACACCAAAAAAUAUACUCAGGGCAUAAGACGGCCUUUUGGAGUGGCAGUAAUGGACAUCACAGACAUCAUAAAAGGAAAAGCAGAAAGUGAUGAAGAGAAACAAUAUUUCAUUCCCUUUCAUCCAGUGCCAGAGAAUGAGUUUUUGCAUAACCUCUUAAGCAAGGUCACCACAUUCAAAAGUGAUAGUGGUGGACAAGGAUUAUGGGUAACAAUGAAAAUGCUUGUUGGAGACAUUACUCAUAUUAGAAAGGACUACCCUCACCUUGUUGACAGGACAACAGUUGUUUCUAGGAAACUUGGCUUCCCUGAAAUAAUCAUGCCAGGUGAUGUAAGAAAUGACAUCUAUAUUACCUUGCUAUGUGGAGAUUUGGAUAAAUUUAAUAAAACUACUCAGAGAAAUGUAGAAGUCAACAUGUGUGUCUGUGAUGAAGAUGGAAAAGUCAUACCUAAUGUGAUUUGCUUAGGGGCUGGAGACAAACCUGUGAAUGAAUACAAGUCAGUUGUCUACUAUCAAGUCAAACAACCCCGUUGGAUGGAGACAUUAAAGGUAGCCUUACCCAUUGAGGAUAUGCAAAGAAUUCAUUUGCGUUUUAUGUUUAGGCAUCGGUCAUCUUUGGAGUCUAAAGACAAAGGAGAAAAGAACUUUGCAAUGGCCUACGUAAAAUUAAUGAAGGAAGAUGGGACAACUCUGCUUGAUGGCAUUCAUGAACUGACAGUUUUAAAGGGUGAUAGUAAGAAAAUGGAAGAUGUCAACAUGUACCUGAGCCUCCCUUCAACCCGCAGUCAAACAGAGCCUAAAAUCUCAACCUUAAGUCGGAGCGCAAGCAUUGUCGGAGGGCUCUCUGUAAGCUCAAGAGAUUCCUUUGCCAUUUCAACUCUCAUUUGCUCAACUAAGCUAACCCAAAAUGUGGGUUUACUGGGCCUUUUGAAGUGGCGAAUGAAACCUGAGCUCUUGAAGGAGAACUUAGAAAAAUUGAAGAUUGUGGAUGGCGAAGAAAUUGUGAAGUUCCUCCAGGAUACCUUAGAUGCCCUAUUUAAUAUCAUGAUGGAACAUUCUCAUAGUGACUCAUAUGACAUUCUUGUCUUUGAUGCUCUGAUUUAUGUAAUAGGACUUAUUGCAGAUAGAAAAUUUCAGCAUUUCAAUACUGUACUGGAGGCUUAUAUACAGCAACAUUUCAGUGCAACUUUAGCCUACAAGAAAUUAAUGGCAGUUCUGAAGACUUACUUGGAUACUUCAAGCAGAGGAGAACAGUGUGAACCUAUAUUAAGAACCCUAAAAGCUCUCGAAUAUGUAUUCAAGUUCAUAGUUCGAUCAAGGACUUUGUUCUCUCAAUUAUAUGAAGGCAAAGAACUGGCAGAAUUUGAAGAAGCCAUGAGGAGCCUUUUUGAGUCAAUCAACAACCUGAUGAGAAGUCAACUUAAAACAACUAUUUUAUUACAGAUGGCUGCCUUGAAGUAUAUUCCAUCUGUUCUCCAAGAUGUAGAAACAGUGUUUGAUGUCAGAUUGCUCAGCCAGCUCUUACGUGAAUUUUUCACCUGCAUUCCAGCAAAGCUACAGAAGCAAAAAGUUCAAUCCAUGACAGAAAUUGUAUGCAGCAGCCUCUUUAAAAAACAAGAAUGCAGAGACAUUCUCCUCCCUGUCAUUACCAAAGAACUGAAGGAAUUAUUGGAUCCAAAGGAAGAAAUGCAGAACAAUGUACAACAGGAGAAAAAAUAUUGCAUUGAAUUACUCAACAGCAUCCUAGAAGUUCUCAGCUGUCAAGAUGCAGCAUCAACCUAUCAGCACAUACAAAAAAUAAUGAUCCAGUUGCUGCGCACUAUUAACAGGACUGUCAUUAGAAUGGGAAGAGAUGACACUUUAAUCGUGAGUCAUUCAUUUUGUAAAUAUACUUUACUACCAGGGUUUGGGGGACUCAGUGCUUGUGGACUCUGUGUGAUCCAAGAUCUCCACGUUGGAGACAUGGUCUUGCCAAUGAAUGCUGAGGAUGCAGCAGAGAAUGCACAUGUGAAAUUUCUCCAGUUGUUCAGAGUCCAGGAUUCACAUGCAUACAGUGCCAAAAGCCACACUGUGCCUCUGGAGGUUGCUUUCCGAGACAGUGACAAGUCUGUUCAGAAGAAUGCGGGCAAAGAUUUUGCCUGCAAUGGACAGCAGCGAGAUACCCCUGUAGUUUCCGCAGUCUGA